AAGUUCUAGCUCACUGCUGACCUUUUUCCGAUCUUCCUUUCUAUUUUCAGAGCGUAGAUGGGAAAUCAACUGCUCAUGGGUGCGAUCUAUCGCGGGGCAAAUAGCACAAUGGUCGGGCACGUCCAUUGUAAUUCCUUCGGACUUCGGAAAAGAUCAUAUCCAUGCAUACAGGAAGCGGGAGCCGAAGCCGAGUGGGCUCCACUGUCACUGCCGUCCGAGGCUCAGAAUGCGGGUCGGAGUUAAGACAAAAUGCAAUCGAGACAAACAAUGGUGAAGGAAGUGGCGAGGAGAAACAGUGCGGAGAUGCUUCGUUACACAACGAAUUGGCGUGUUUGAAUUUUGCAGGGGCGAGUGAACCUGCAUGGCCGAAUAACACGUCGUUUGUACUAUGCAAUACAUGUACCUCGGAGCACAGUGAGGCACAUUCGAGUUGAGGUGAGGUGCAUGUGGUUCGAGGAAUUGAAGAUGAUUUGGAGCGGAGCGCAAUUGUCUUAACACGUGGUCGGUCCUAGAUGCUAUGGUACCAGAUGGGAUGGAAUUUGGCUCCCGAGGGCAAAGAGGCUCAUGGCAUUUGAAGUCAUCAUAGCGAAUUCGGCAGGCUUCAAGAAAAGAGGGCCUAUACUGUACUAAAGAACCUGGCACAUACUGCGAGUGAAAUUGAGUUCAUCCACCCAACAGUGCUGCGUCCACUGAAAUAAUAAGGUGGCUUUUUCGAAAAAGCUUUGACCUUGACUUUGAUCGCUAAGGGGCUUGAUUUCAUUCUCAAGCAUUGGGGCGUCAGCUUUCAAACUGUCAUCUGGACAUGGGAGUGAUAAAGAGACGAAAAGAGCCCCUUGCCCACAUCUGAGGGAUAAGGAAAAGGCUGGGAGACUGUCACAGAUAAUGUCAUCAACUUUGGACCCAAUGGUGAUACCAAAGUUGAUGACAUAGCUGUCCUCGCUCAUGC
Messenger RNA from Marchantia polymorpha subsp. ruderalis, 946 nucleotides. NCBI's taxonomy places the organism in Eukaryota, Viridiplantae, Streptophyta, Marchantiopsida, Marchantiales, Marchantiaceae. The record is from the annotation of a GenBank genome assembly.